AUGGGCAUGUCGUGUUCUGAGCAUGACGUGGUACAGCUCCAGGGGCAGAAAGCCCCCGAGGGUUUCCAGGACAUUUCCCUGCUCACUUCCUAUGAAGUUGUAACUCCCCAGAGAUUGGGAAGGGAACGACGAGAGGCUUCCAGCAGCUCCUCCAUACAGGACAAAGUGUCAUAUGCUAUUGAGAUUGAGGGGAAAGAAUACACCAUCCAUCUAGAAAAGAACAAAGAACUGCUGCCCAAAGAUUUCACAGUUUAUACCUAUGACAAGGAGGGAAAGCUGCAAUUGGACCAUCCAGAUGUCCAGGAUCACUGCCAUUAUCAGGGGUUCGUGGAGGGGAGCCUGGAUUCCCUGGUGGCUGUCAGCACUUGCUCAGGGCUCAGGGGUUUGGUGACAAUAGGGAAUGUCACCUAUGGGAUUGAGCCCAUGGAUCCCUCUUCUGGCUCUGAACACAUUUUAUAUCGACUGGAUCAUGUGAAGAAAGAGCCCACAGCGUGUGGAGUAAGCACUGAAGGCCAGGAAGGGGAAGCUGCAGAGGGAAAUCUCCAUCCCAGCAUGACCCAGCUGCUGAGGAGAAAGAGGGCGGUCCUGCACCAGACAAGAUAUGUGGAACUGUUCAUAGUUGUGGAUAAAGAAAAGUUUGAAGAUUUUGGGAAGAGUGAAACAGAAGUAAGAGAACAUAUGGUGCAGCUGGCAAACUUCCUUGACAGUAUGUACGUGAUGCUGAACAUCCGCGUGGUGCUGGUGGGGCUGGAGAUCUGGAAGCACGAGAACCCGAUCAGCACGGCCGGGGGCGCUGGGGACGUGCUGGCCAGCUUCGUGCAGUGGAGGGAGAGGAGCCUGCUGCAGCGGCGGCGGCACGACAGCGCCCAGCUGGUCCUGAAGAAGGGUUUUGGUGGCACAGCUGGAAUGGCCUAUGUGGGAACAGUGUGCUCCAAGAGCCACGCAGGAGGCAUUAACGUGUUUGGGAGGAUCAGCAUCCAGAUGUUUGCAUCCAUCAUGGCUCACGAGCUGGGCCAUAACCUGGGCAUGAACCACGAUGACGAGCGAGUCUGUCACUGUGGGGCAAGCAGCUGCAUCAUGAGCUCUGGAGCAUCGGGAUCGAGGAACUUCAGCAGCUGCAGUGCAGAGGACUUUGAGAAGCUGACCCUGAACAAGGGUGGGAGCUGCCUGCUGAACGUGCCCAAGCCCGACGAGACGUACAGCGUGCCCUACUGCGGGAACAGGCUGGUGGACGCUGGCGAGGACUGCGACUGCGGCUCACCAAAGGAGUGCGAGAGCGAUCCGUGCUGCGAGCCAGGAACUUGCAGGCUGCGCUCUGGUGCUGAAUGUGCUUAUGGUGACUGCUGCAAAAACUGCCAGCUCCUUCCCGGAGGCACCGAGUGUCGGGCGAGUGCCAACGAGUGCGACCUGCCCGAGUACUGCAAUGGCAGCUCGCAGUUCUGCCAGCCAGACUUCACGGUGCAGAACGGGCACCCCUGCCACGGCCAGGAGGCCUACUGCUACAACGGGGUGUGCCAGUACUACGAUGCGCAGUGCCAGGACAUCUUCGGCUCCAAAGCCAAAGCAGCCCCCGACAUUUGCUUUGCUGAAGUGAAUUCCAAGGGGGACAGAUUUGGCAACUGUGGUUUCCAUGGCCAUGACUACAAGAAAUGUUCCAGCUGGAAUGCCAUGUGUGGGAAGCUGCAGUGUGAAAAUGUGAAAGCCAUGCCUGUGUUUGGAAUCAAGCCUGCUAUUAUCCAGACUCCCAUCCGAGGCACCACGUGCUGGGGGGUGGAUUUCCAGCUGGGCUCUGAUGUCCCGGAUCCAGGCAUGGUGAACGAAGGCACCAAGUGUGGUGAUGGAAAGAUCUGCAGGCACUUCCAGUGUGUGAGUGCCUCUGUCCUGAACUAUGACUGUGACGUGGAGAAGCAAUGCCACGGCCAUGGGGUGUGCAACAACAACAGGAACUGCCACUGUGAGGCAGGCUGGGCCCCCCCUUUCUGUGAGUCCAAAGGCUACGGGGGCAGCGUGGACAGUGGCCCUCCAUACAAUGACAAGGACACCUCUCUGCGCAACGGGCUGCUCGUCUUCUUCUUCCUGGUGCUGCCCCUGCUGGUGGCUGCUGCCCUGGCCUUUGCCAAGAGGGACAGGCUGAAGAGAGGCUGCAGGAGGCUGCUGUCCCGGUGCCACUCGUCACUUCAGUCUCCUCCCGCUCGGCCAGACACCGAACCCAGGGACUGCCAGCAGAGAGGCUUCUCCCGUGGCAUGCCUUAUGCUCCAAGACCUGUACCCAUGGACGUGCAUCCAAACACCUUUCCUGUGCCAGCUUACCCAGUUAACCAGCACCCUCAGCAGGCUUUCCAGCAGCCCUACUACUCCCCAGCACAGUACCCAGUGCAGCAGCCACAGAGGGUGCCCAGCAGGUCAGUGGGGCUCCUGCAGGUGCCCAUGGCACUGGUGGGGUGAUUCCUUGUUCUGGCC
Ficedula albicollis (Collared flycatcher) is the source of this 2460-nucleotide messenger RNA. It is a transcript of the gene ADAM9, whose product is annotated as ADAM metallopeptidase domain 9. Bases 1 to 2445 code for a protein of 814 amino acids. Gene Ontology annotation, biological process: cell-cell adhesion mediated by integrin; transforming growth factor beta receptor signaling pathway; membrane protein ectodomain proteolysis. NCBI's taxonomy places the organism in Eukaryota, Metazoa, Chordata, Aves, Passeriformes, Muscicapidae. Gene Ontology annotation, molecular function: metalloendopeptidase activity; integrin binding. The record is from RefSeq and is a predicted model, not a curated record. Gene Ontology annotation, cellular component: plasma membrane. The transcript has 21 exons.